CCUUGUUCGUGCAACAUUUCCUCCACAACCACCUUAAUUAAUCAAACACAACACAAAACACGCAGAAUGAAAAUGAAAAGGCAAGAAAGAAAAUCUCCAGUUGCAGCUAUGAGUCUGAGUCUACUUUGCUCAAUUCAUUUCCCAGCGAUCCUUGUAUUGUUCGUGGUACUGCUGCAUGUAAAAACACUUGCUGUUUUUGGUGAUAGUACUGGCACCCCUAGUUAUGUUGGUGGGAAUGAAACAGAUCAUCAAGCUUUGUUGGCGUUCAAGAGGAAGAUAACGCAUGACCCUAGAAACGCUUUCAGCUCAUGGAAUGAUUCCUACCAUUUCUGCGAGUGGGAAGGUGUGACAUGCGGCCGCAAGCAUAGAAGAGUCACAAUAUUAGAUCUUCAGACCAAAGGUUUGGUGGGUUCCUUGUCUCCAUACAUAGGCAACCUCAGCUUCAUUAGGGAAAUCUUGCUCGCAAACAACACCAUUGGAGGCAAAAUCCCUGAUGAAGUUGGUCGUCUAUUCAGGUUGCAGGUAUUGUGGUUGUCUAACAAUUCCUUAGAAGGAGAAAUUCCUGCAAACCUUUCCCAUUGCUCCAAUCUGAAGAUUCUUAGAGUCGGUAUCAAUAAUCUUUUCGGGUCAAUCCCAGCGGAGCUUGCUUCUUUGUCAAAGUUGGAGGUUCUUAUAUUUGGCAAUAACAAUCUCACGGGACGAAUCCCACCUUUCAUUGGGAAUCUUAGCUCUCUACAACUUUUUUCUGUAGCAAAAAAUGUUUUGGGAGGAGAUAUUCCAGAUGCAUUUGGUCAGUUAAGAAGCUUGAAUUAUCUUGGACUGGGGGAAAAUAAACUCUCUGGUUUGGUCCCUUUAUCUUUAUAUAAUCUUUCAUCUAUUGUUGUUUUUUCAAUGCCUACUAAUGAGCUUAGUGGAAGUCUUCCUACUGAAUUAUUCCUCAACCUUCCUCUUCUUCAGUGGUUUCAAAUUUAUGAUAACCAAUUUACCGGAUCUCUUCCGAUCUCUUUAUCUAACGCUUCAGAGCUAAAAUUCUUUGAAGUUGAUAGGAACAAUUUUACUGGAAAACUAUUAGUCAAUUUUGGAGGCUUACAACGUUUGGAUUUGUUAUCUAUUUCUACUAAUAAUUUAGGAAGUGGAGAUGACGAUGAAAUGAAUUUCUUUCCAUCUUUAGCCAAUUGUAGCAAUUUGCAGAAAUUGAAUCUGAAGGAGAAUCAAUUCGAAGGUAUGUUGCCUAAUGUUUUUGGCAAUCAUUCAACCCAGCUUACCAUUUUUGCAAUUGGCAAAAAUCUUAUUUUUGGAGAGAUCCCUUCAUGGAUGGGUAAUCUAGUCAACUUGACCUACUUAUUGAUGCAUGGUAACAAAUUUACAGGGACAAUCCCAAGUGGUAUUGGUAAUCUUCAAAAGUUACAACGAUUUUCCUUGAGUAACAAUAGACUCUCAGGAAGGUUGCCAAUUACCCUGGGAAACCUAUCAUUGAUAAAUGAACUGCAUCUAGAUAAUAAUAGAUUGGAAGGAACUAUCCCAUCAAGUAUAGAAAAUUGCCAAAAUUUGUUGUUGUUAAAUCUAUCUCAAAACAAGCUCAAUGGAACCAUUCCAAAGCAAAUCUUUGCAAUUUCUUCGCUGUCCAUUUCAAUUAAUUUAGCUGGAAACUCUUUAACUGGAUCACUACCAUCAGAGGUCCAAAAUCUUGUCCAUUUAAUGGAAUUGGACAUAUCUGACAACAAGUUGUCUGGUAAAAUUCCAAGCAGCCUAGGCUCUUGCACAAGCCUUGAGUUCCUUUUCAUGAAGCGUAAUUUCUUUCAAGGAGAAAUUCCAACAUCCUUGAGUUCUUUGAGAGGUAUUCAAGUUAUGGAUCUUUCUCAAAACAACUUGUCUAGUCAAAUUCCCACUUUCUUGGAGAAACUCUCCUUGAAGAAUUUGAAUUUGUCCUUCAAUGAUUUUCAAGGAGAGGUUCCAACAAAAGGAGUUUUCGCAAAUUCUAGUGCAAUAUCACUCAUUGGAAAUAGUAGGCUAUGUGGGGGCAUAUUAGAAUUAAUGUUUCUGAAGUGCUUAACAAAAGAAGAGAAGAAAACAAAGUGGCCUCUUGCAAUCAAAGUGGUAAUCUCAAUGGCAUGUGUGAUUCUAAUAGUAACCAUAGUGUCAUUUUUCUUAUUUUAUCGGCACAAAAAUCAAAGAAAAGAUAAUCCUUCAGAAUCUUCUUUGAGGCAAUCACUUUUGAAAGUGUCUUACCAAAUGCUCCUUAAAGCAACUGAUGGAUUUUCAUCAACAAAUUUGAUUGGUGUGGGUGGUUUUGGCUCAGUGUAUAAAGGCAUCCUUGGUGAGGAUGAAUCAAUUGUUGCAGUCAAGGUACUAAACAUUCAACAUCGAGGAGCUUCUAAGAGCUUUAUCUCCGAGUGUGAAGCCUUGAAAAAUAUUCGUCAUCGGAAUCUUGUGAAAAUCAUUAAUUCCUGCUCAAGUGUGGAUUUUCAUGGCAAUGAUUUUAAGGCUUUUGUUUAUGAGUUCAUGCCGAAUGGAAGUUUAGAAAAUUGGUUGCAUAUGGAUUUGGAAACAAAUACCAGGCAAGUAGAUAUACCAAAUUUGAACCUUGUUCAAAGAAUAAGCAUUGCCAUUGAUGUUGCCUGUGCACUCGAUUACCUACAUCACCGUUGCCCAAUGCCAAUUGUUCAUUGUGAUCUAAAGCCAAGUAAUAUUCUUUUUGAUUGUGAUAUGAUUGCUCAUAUUGGAGAUUUUGGGCUUGCAAAAUUUCUUUUAGAACUUACAAAUCCGAAACAAAGCGACUCAAUUGGAAUAAGGGGAACAAUUGGGUACACUCCUCCAGAGUACGGUGUAGGAUGUGAUGUGUCAACAAAAGGAGAUGUCUACAGCUAUGGAAUCUUAUUAUUGGAGAUGAUAACAGGAAAGAGACCCACAAAUCCUAUGUUUGAGGGAGGCUCUAACCUUCACAACUAUGCUAGCAUGGCAUUGCCUAAUCGUGUAAUGGAGAUUUCAGACCCAAAACUUUUAAACAAUGAUGAUGAAGUGAUUCAAAAAGACAAUUGUGGAGAUACAGACAGAACAAAGGAGUGUUUAAUAUCCAUGGUCAAGAUUGGCGUGUCAUGCUCUAUGGAGUUGCCACAAGAACGAUGGGACAUUAUCAAGGCCUUGUCUGAGCUGUAUUUGGUCAGAGACAUUCUUCAUGGCGCUAGGAUUUAGCACUACGUUCUUGAAUAUUUAGAAGGCUCAUAAAGUUUUACAAUGGAUGGAAAGACAUGUUUGGCAUUCUAGAUAAACAUGCUUAUAUAUUAUCGAGGAGUAUUCUACAUGGUUCUUAUACCCAGUCUUAUAUCUGUAUUUUAUUUGCGUUUGAGUAAAUCAAAAUAAUUUCC
Molecule: messenger RNA, 3365 nt
Organism: Quercus robur (English oak)
Lineage: Eukaryota; Viridiplantae; Streptophyta; Magnoliopsida; Fagales; Fagaceae
Product: receptor kinase-like protein Xa21
Exons: 3
Coding region: 67-3192 (1041 amino acids)
Biological process (GO): protein phosphorylation
Molecular function (GO): ATP binding; protein kinase activity; protein binding
Source: RefSeq, a predicted model, not a curated record